This is a messenger RNA of Suillus plorans, 661 nucleotides long. RefSeq lists its product as uncharacterized. The record is from RefSeq and is a predicted model, not a curated record. NCBI's taxonomy places the organism in Eukaryota, Fungi, Basidiomycota, Agaricomycetes, Boletales, Suillaceae. The coding region runs from base 106 to 336 and encodes 76 amino acids. The transcript has 3 exons.
GAUUUGGUUCAUCAGUGACGCCACAACCCGCAAGUAUACUCUGCCCAUCGGAUGCGUUUUGUCUAUGUCUACCAGCCGAUAACGGAAGUAUGACCGGCUGCCACAAUGAAAACGCAUAAAAGCUCUACUCUUGACAUGUCUUCCAAGACUGCAUCAUCAUUCGAACACGAGUCAUCAUCAUCAUCCAACUCGCAUCACUGCACGCGCCACUCUCAUACCACUCCCGUAUCAAUGCGCAUCUCAUCAGAUGAUGACUCCUGCUUCAACUUCAAUGCACCUCAGUGCUGCCACUGUGGCUGGCGUGGAUCCCACUCCCCAAGCUGUCCAUUCCGCUGAGCACACAAUAAUCACGCUUUUUUGACUAUAUUUAUUCCCUUUGCUUGCACUUGUUCUCAUCAUCCACCCAUCAUCCAUCCAUGACGUCUUCGAUACCAUCUGUUGUAUCACCAUACAUCUAUACUCCGUGCAUAAGCACUUUAGUCGUCGAGGUCUCACCGCAGUUGUAGGAUCAGGGAGGGAGGGAGGAGGAGGUUGUGUAUGCGGAUUCCUCGGGGCGGCAGGAUAAUUUAGGCUCACAAUUUUGCCGUAUCCCUUGUAUGUAUGACUUAUUACUGCAACAACCCAUCAUUAUUUGUCGGACCGUAAACCGUGCUGAAACGUC